AUGGUCGCAGCGGCGCGGCUGCUGCAGCACAUCCGGCUGCUGACGCUGUCGCCGGCGGCGUUCGCGGCGGGCCCGGCGCGGUCGCCGCUGCUGCCGCCGCGCGACGCCUUCGCGCUGCUCAUGCGCGUCUCGCACCCCGCCACCGACACGCCGCUGCCGCCGGGGUACUCUGCCUCCAGGAGGAGGAGGAUCCCGCGCGGCGGCGAGUCGUGCUCGCACCGCGUGUCCAUCCCGGUGGCGUCGCUGCGCGCAGGCGCGCCGGGCGUGCGAUCCGUCGCCUUCUACACCCUCGACUAUCGCUGGCAGCUGGUGCUCAAGCGGUUCGUGCGGCUCGACAAGGACAAAAACAAAGUGGAGUACUUGAGCGUGGGCCUGGCGUGCACGGUGAUGUCCAUGCGUCGCGGCUGGUGGCUCAACGUGCGCGCGCAACUGAAGCUUGCGCGUGCGUGGAACCUUGAUCCUCUGCUGCGCGACCUCAGCAUUAAGAUUCGCCAGCCCGAGACCGACUACGGAGAAGUAACGAAUAUGUGUGAGAAGUUCAUAAGAUGGGAUAAGCUGGUGGAUCCGCAGCGCGGCUUCGUGGUCGAGGGUCACUUCACCCUCGAGGCCCAGCUGCAGCUCGAGGCGGCCGACGCAAUGAUUAAACGGGCAUUGGAGAAGCCAAAACAACCGCAUUCCGCAUUUAUGAUAUGGCUGAGUCAACGUCGGAAUCAGGUGAAGGGCGGCAGCUCUGAGCAACUCAAGGAGGCGGAGAUCGCUACGAAAGGCAGAGAAUUGUGGAGUUUCAUGUCCCGGGAUGACAAAUUUGAAGCCGCGAAAGCUUAUUACGAAGUUGCUUUGAAUCGCGAUCGGCACACCGCCGUUGCUAGCUCCAGCAGUCCAGAGGAGCCAGAAAAGAAGAAAAAGGUACAGAAAGUCGUGCAAUCUAAUGACGAUAAUGAAGAUGAUGAGCCUGGAUAUUGUUCAUCAUGUAGCGAGUCUUCUUAAAUAAUGACAGAAUUUCUUCUUUUACUUUGCUGGCCUCGCGCGAAUUAAUUUAAAAAUUUAGUUGACAAGAGACCUGUCAUAAGGGGGUUAUCGCACUUAUCGGGAACGACUUGAACCGCUCAGUCAAAGCUACUGUUGGGUGAUUUUCCGAAAAAUUCCAAAUAGUGGAAAUUCUUCCGAAAAUGUUCCCGAGAAAUUGGAAAAAUUUGAAAAAUAUAAUGUCGAAAGCUCAAAAUAUUAUGUUCUACGUUUAACAUCUUUUGAAGUUUUGUUUAGCGUGAAUUAUAAAAUAAACUUCUAUAGCCAAAAGCCACAUAAAGAAAAACGAGAUUUAAAAUGAUUUCACAACAGCGAAAAAUAUUUUUUAAAUGGCUCCAUCGUCAUUGUUCAGUAACUUGACAAGUGUUAACGUCAAAUGUGGAAAAAUAAAGGAAUAAUAUCUAUUAUUCUGAAAAAUAGAUUUUUUCAAAAUGGAAAUUUUCAUGACCUAACGUAAGGACGUUGUCGACAAGAGAUGAUGCGGCUCCACUUAGGUGAAACACACUUUUCUUGUCUUUCGCUUUUAAUAAAUCUUUUUUUGCUCAAGCCAAUUAUGCGUCGAUAAGUGUGAUAAUUCCUUAAAAUACCAAAGCCUAGAGUGCUCCAUUCUCGUAAUUCCAGCUGCUCUCGAAAAUACCAAUUCUAAAAUCACCGUUGAUUGCUUUGUAGUUUGUUUUGAGAAUGUCCUUUUUAGGAUUAGUUCUUUGCCGAACGAGGUAUUUCCAAAAUAAGGCGUUUUGAAAAUGGGACAUUAGGCGUUUUGGUUCUUUUUUCAGAGAGAGGCGUUUUGCGCAAAAGAAUGCUUUUGACAACCACACUAAUAACCUGGUCUCAAAGGAAUUCUCUGUACUUUUACUAAAGAAUUACCCGAAACACUCGGAGAAGCAAUAAAAAAAAUCAUUUCCCAAAUUGGUCUCAUCGAUAAGCA
Messenger RNA from Hyposmocoma kahamanoa, 1954 nucleotides. RefSeq lists its product as uncharacterized. The record is from RefSeq and is a predicted model, not a curated record. Gene Ontology annotation, molecular function: protein binding. Bases 1 to 987 code for a protein of 328 amino acids. NCBI's taxonomy places the organism in Eukaryota, Metazoa, Arthropoda, Insecta, Lepidoptera, Cosmopterigidae. The transcript is spliced from 5 exons.